This is a messenger RNA of Solenopsis invicta (red fire ant), 1795 nucleotides long. It is a transcript of the gene Ist1, whose product is annotated as IST1 homolog. Bases 260 to 1351 code for a protein of 363 amino acids. Gene Ontology annotation, biological process: protein transport. The record is from RefSeq and is a predicted model, not a curated record. The transcript has 7 exons. Lineage: Eukaryota; Metazoa; Arthropoda; Insecta; Hymenoptera; Formicidae.
UUCUAAAUCUAAAAGUUUGAUUGGAUGAUCUAGAAGAAUAUUUCAACAUCUUGAGUCUGUUGAACGCAGUCAUGAUAUCAUUCGGGAGUUGUCACUUUUCAGAUGUGAAGAGGUUAUGACGUUAAGUCUGACGUUUGCGUUAAUUGUAUUUUUUGUGUAAAAAUUUGAGGAUUCAAGAAACGUGAACAAAUCAAUUGUCAAAAGGAGAAAGACGAGAGGAACAUAACUGGUGACAAGUAACUAGAAAUACCAGUCAAGGAUGUUUUCAAGUGGCCCAAAUUAUACCAAGUUGAAGACACAUUUGCGAUUAGCGAUCAACCGAUUAAAAUUGCUAGAAAAGAAAAAAACUGAACUGGCACAGAAGGCACGCCGCGAGAUUGCCGAUUUCAUUGCUGCUGGUAAAACGGAGCGUGCUAAGAUUAGAGUGGAACAUAUCAUACGUGAGGACUAUAUGGUGGAAGCAAUGGAGCUACUGGAGAUGUACUGUGAUCUGCUGCUGGCACGUUUUGGUCUCAUCCAGCAAAUGAAAAAUCUUGACGACGGUCUGGCGGAAGCUAUAUCAACUAUUCUUUGGGUAGCGCCUCGCAUCCAGACAGAUGUGCAGGAAAUCAAGGUGAUAGCGGACAUUUUGACGUCCAAAUACGGUAAACAGUAUACGGAAGCGUGUCGGGAGGAGGCAAUUCAGACAAUAUCGGAGAAGCUGAAGCAUAAAAUGAGCGUGCAGUCGCCGUCAAAAUUACUUGUAGAGAAAUAUCUAAUAGAAAUAGCAAAAAAUUACAACGUGGAAUAUGAGCCGGAUCCACAAGUAAUGGCAGAAGCCCAGGAUGCAAUGUUAAUAGAUAUAGGAGCCAGUGGAGGGGAAUCGAGGAAUAAUUUGGAUACAGCCAGCGGAGGAGGAAUACCUCAUCCUCUUGGUUUUAUAGGUUUUCCACAAGCACCUCUACUACCCGAUUCUGGAUUUCAUUCGAGCGAUUCUUCAGAAAAGGAAACUUCUACCUUAGGAUUCGUAUCACCAAUGUCUCCACCAUCUGUUGAAAAAGAUCAGAAUACUCCUUUCAAUCCCAAUGCAUUUUCAUAUAACAUACCUUUGGACAAUGCUAAUUCGAACAAACCCGAAGAAGAUUUACCACCACCGUAUCGGCCUGACUUUCCGCCUGAUUUAAAUAAACAGUCAGAUGAAAAACCGAAACCUCAGCCAAGGUCAAAAAUGCCGAUGAAUAACUAUCUGCUUCCGGAUCUGCCAGCAGUGCCGACAGAAAAUAAUGAUUCACCUGUAAAUCCACCUAUGAAUGAUGACAUUGAUUUUGAUGACUUGAUGAAACGAUUCGAAGACCUGAAGAAGAGGAAGUAACGGCCGAGAUAAUAAUUAAAGUGAUGAAAUGCGUUGUUUUUGUUUUUAUUCGUCGCAGUACUGUUUUUGUGCCUUCUGCAAAAAGAAAAGAUUUAGAAAAUUCAUGGUAGCCUACUAUGUGCUUUUGCAAUGAAAAAAAUAAAAAUAUAUAGUUAUGCUAUAUUCGGGAAUCAAGUAUGUAUAAAUUGUUAUAAUAUUAAUUAACGUACAAUAUGUUUAAUAUAUUUUUAUGAUUAUUACACGUGUAUUAUGUUUUAUAAUAAGUGUAUAUAUCUAUUUAAGUCACAUUUUUACAGGAAUGAUUAAUUCUUCUUAUUCCUUAUUUUUUCUUGUUUCAUUUCUCUUGAUAGAAAUGUCAUAUAUAUAUAUUUGUACAGUGUUAUUAAUUAUCCCAAUCUUCGCAUCUCUGAAAAAAAGUUAUAUUAAUUAUAAAGAGUAUUAAAA